This is a messenger RNA of Vitis riparia (riverbank grape), 3067 nucleotides long. Its product is annotated as receptor-like protein EIX2. Gene Ontology annotation, molecular function: protein binding. The record is from RefSeq and is a predicted model, not a curated record. Bases 539 to 3031 code for a protein of 830 amino acids. Lineage: Eukaryota; Viridiplantae; Streptophyta; Magnoliopsida; Vitales; Vitaceae. The transcript is spliced from 2 exons.
AAUUUUGGUUCUUGGUUUCAUUUUCGCCACCCUUUGUCUAAUAACCACAGAAUUUGCUUGUAAUGGCGAUGUCCAUUCGGGAAAUUGCUUAGAGUCCGAUCGAGAAGCUCUUGUUGACUUCAAAAAUGGUCUCAAAUACUCCAAGAAUCGGUUUUCAUCAUGGAAAGGUAGCAACUGUUGUCACUGGGAAGGAAUUAAUUGUAAAAAUAGCACAGGAGUUGUGGUUUCAAUAGAUCUUCGUAACUCAUAUGAUAGUUUUAGUGAUUAUCAGAAUUGGAGUUCUACGAAAUUGAGUGGAGAGAUUAGACCCUCGUUGAAGAAACUCAAGUUCUUGAGGUAUUUAGAUUUGAGUGGCAACUCAUUUGAUGACAUCUCAAUUCCUCAAUUCUUUGGAUCGUUAAAAAAUUUACAAUAUCUAAACCUAUCAAAUUCUGGGUUUAGUGGUGCAAUUCCUCCAAAUUUGGGAAACCUCUCUAACUUGCAGUCUCUUGAUCUUUCUUCCGAAAUUUCUUAUUUAUGGUCUGAUAAUCUUGACUGGAUGGCUGGUCUUGUUUCCUUGAAGAAUCUUAACAUGAACCAUGCCAACCUUUCAAUGGUGGGGCCUCAUUGGGCUGGGGUGUUAAGUAAGCUUCCAAUUUUAACUGAUCUGCAUCUUCUUGGGUGUACCCUCUCUGGUUCAAUUUCAUCCCUAGGUUCUUCCAAUUUUAGUUCACUUGCUAUUCUAUCUAUCAGUCAGAACGCCUUCAAUUCAAAGUUUCCUGAAUGGCUUGUGAAUGUCAGCAGCCUUGUAUCCAUAGACAUAAGCAACAGUGAGUUAUGGGGGAGGGUUCCGCUGGAUCUCAGUGAGCUACCUAAUUUGCAGUACUUGGAUCUCUCUGGUAAUAAAAAUCUGAAAGGCAGUUGCGCCCAGUUGUUGAAGGGAAGCUGGAGAAGGAUAGAGGUGCUCAUUUUGGCUUCAAAUAACUUACAUGGUACAAUUCCAAGCUCAAUCGGAAUUCUUUGCAACUUAAAAUAUUUGAACUUGGGGUUUAAUAACUUGACAGGAAGUCUACCAACAUUCCUUGAGGUGCCUGAAAAUUGCAGUUCUGAAAGUCCUUUGCCCAAUCUCACCCAUUUAAGUUUGUCAAGCAAUCAGUUAACUGGAAAACUGCCGGAAUGGUUGGGUGAGCUUGAAGAGCUUGUGGAACUCAGAAUGGAUGAUAACAAUCUUCAAGGUCGCAUCCCUGCUUCUUUAGGGACAUUGCAACACUUGACCAAUAUGUGGCUUGGAACCAACAGACUGAAAGGGACUCUUCCAGACAGUUUCGGACAGCUUUCUGAAUUGGUUUACCUGGAUGUUUCCUUCAACAAUUUGAUUGGAAUUCUCUCUGAAGAAAAUUUUUCCAAGCUAAGUAAGCUGAAAUAUUUAUUAUUGUCCUCCAAUUCUUUUACUUUGAAUGUCAGUUCCCAUUGGGUUCCUCCAUUCCAAAUCCACUUUCUUGAGAUGGGUUCAUGUCAUUUAGGUCCUUCAUUUCCACUUUGGCUCAAGUCACAAAAGGAAGUUGAGUAUCUUGUUCUCUCAAAUGCCAGCAUUUCAAGUUCCAUACCAAACUGGUUUUGGAAUAUUUCUUCUAACAUAGGGUGGGUAAAUCUGUCUCUCAAUCAUUUACAAGGUCAGUUACCAAAUCCACUGAAUCUUGGCCCCUUUGCGACUAUUGAUUUCAGUUCCAACCUCUUUCAAGGACCCAUUCCUCUUCCAAACCGUGGGGCUUACUUACUAGAUCUAUCUGACAAUAAAUUUUCUGGUCCUAUCCCACAGCGCAUAGGUGAAUUCAUGCCAGAACUGUGGUUCCUUUCUCUUUCAGAUAAUGAAAUAAAAGGAACCAUCCCUGCUUCUGUGGGACAUAUGUGGAAUGUUGAGGUCAUUGAUCUUUCAAGGAAUGGAUUGGUAGGAAGCAUCCCUUCGACCAUAAAUAAUUGCUCUAACCUAAGGAUUCUUGACCUUGGGAACAAUGGUUUGUCUGGAAUGAUUCCAGUAUCACUGGGUAAAUUAAAGCAGCUUCGGUCUCUGCACCUAAACAAGAAUAAGCUUUCUGGAGAGCUUCCUCCAUCUUUCCAACAUUUAUCAAAUCUGGAAACCCUGGAUCUCAGUUACAACAAAUUAUCAGGUAGCAUUCCAUCAUGGAUGGGAGCUGCUUUCAGCCAUCUUAGAAUUCUUAACUUGAGGUCCAAUGCCUUUUCCGGGGAACUUCCGUCUGACGUCUCCAAUUUAGAUUCACUGCAUGUGCUGGACCUUGCGGAAAAUCAUUUGACUGGGACCAUUCCCGCUAUUUUGGGUGAUCUUAAAGCCAUGGCUGAAGAGCAAAACAAAAAUCAGUAUCUAUUGUAUGGGAUGUCUUCAGUCCACUACUAUGAAGAAAGCUUGUUUGUAAAUGCAAAAGGGCAAGUUCUAGAAUACACCAAGACUCUUUCUCUGGUUGUCAGCAUAGACCUCUCCCACAAUAAUUUAAGUGGAGACUUUCCGAAGGAAAUAACAAACUUGUUUGGUUUAGUGGUUUUGAACUUGUCGAAAAACCAUAUUAGCGGGCAGAUUCCAGGAAGCAUUUGGAGGUUGCAUCAAUUGUUAUCUUUUGAUCUGUCAAGUAAUAAGCUCUCUGGCACUAUCCCUCCAAGCAUGUCCUCAUUAACAUUUUUGAGUUAUUUGAAUUUAUCAAAUAAUAAUUUCUCUGGUAAGAUCCCCUUCAUGGGGCAAAUGACAACCUUUACAGGGACGGCCUUCGCUGGAAAUCCAAAUCUUUGUGGAGCUCCACUUGUUACUAAAUGCCAAGAUGAAGGUUUAGAUAAAGGGCAAAGUGAUGUUGAGGAUGAAACCGACAAUAACUUCAUUGAUCAGUGGUUUUACUUGAGUGUUGGGUUGGGGUUUGCAGUUGGUGUUUUAGUUCCCUUUUUCAUUUGUGCAUUUAGCAAAUCUUGCUAUGAAGUCUAUUUUGGUUUUGUAAACAAAAUUGUGGGCAAAUUGGUGUGGCUGAAGAGGAGAGUAAAUCGUAGCUAAAACUUAAGGCAUGCAGCUACAAUGAUUGUAUGUAUG